Molecule: messenger RNA, 1653 nt
Organism: Sapajus apella (tufted capuchin)
Lineage: Eukaryota; Metazoa; Chordata; Mammalia; Primates; Cebidae
Gene: CUNH6orf52
Product: chromosome unknown C6orf52 homolog
Exons: 4
Coding region: 968-1474 (168 amino acids)
Biological process (GO): selenocysteine incorporation
Cellular component (GO): nucleus
Molecular function (GO): tRNA binding
Source: RefSeq, a predicted model, not a curated record
UGAAAUCUCAGCACCUGUAUCCUUAUUGCCAUGUAACAAUAGGAUUAGGAAGUCUGGAUGAAUGUGAAGUAUGACAGCAAAAUACACACACACACACACAUACACACACACUCCUUAAACUGAAGGAACUGCAUGAAAAAGUAUUUGGGAAAUAAACAGAAAAAGGAAAACACCCAUCAAACUUCUUUGAACACGUGUUACUGCAAAUCAGGUCCUUCAUAAUUACAGCAACAGAUACUCCUUCCAUCAGUUAAGACCAAGGGGGUCUCCUUUGAAUCAAGCAUUCUUGAGGGGCUGCUAUGGGCUUAAAUCAAAAAUAACCUUUUCAAAUUCACAUAAGGUGGCUUUAUCUAGGCUAUCACUUAGAUUUAGUAGCAGUAUAGGGGAAUGGUUAAGAGCUUCAAAUGUCAGAGACCCUUGAGGGGCUCCUGACAUUUUGGGUCAGCUUUGCCAAUUAUUAGCUGUAUGACCUUCAGCAGUCACUAAACCUAUUUAGGAGGAACAUUUUGGUUCCUCAUCUGCAAAAAUGAGAACAACUCUAUCUGUCUCAGUAUUGCUGUGAGGCCUAUUGCGUGUCUGGAACACAGUUAAGUAAUUUCACUACAAAGAAAACACUCGAUAGUAUCCAUCUUUGACUAUUCAAAACACAUCACUUUUCAGCCAAAGACCAAAAGCAAAUAACUGGAGUAGGAAACAAAAUAAACAAAAGCAACAGGUCGAGUGACAUACUCCCAAAUUUUCUGGGUAAUUCAAGAUUGACACCUUGACUUCAUAAAGAAGUACUGUACUCAAUAAAACAGGUUUCUAGAAAAUACUUAGAAUUGCUUCAAGAAUAAAACUGAGCUAGAUGUUAGGAGGUAGGAUUUCUAGUCGUGAGUACAGUACUAUCUACCUAUUUGACUACGGGCAAUUUACUAAAGCUUUCUAUUCGCACACCUAGUAAUUCUGCUGUAAUUUCUCUCCAUCUAUGUGUCUCCUCAGUCCUCCAACCCUUAUGGAAGGAAUGCCUCUAAGGCAAGAUCCAUACCUCCAGCAUCUUUGCACCUCCACUGCCCAGAUCGCAAAUAAGUUCCCAACAAAUAACGAACUGCUUUCGCUUUAUCUAGUGAAGCAGGAGUUCCAGCCCAUCCAGGGUUACCACUGUGGCAACUGGUACGUGCAGCAGCCCAGCUCUUACCUUCUUUCUGGCUACAGCUACUGCUGUGCGGUGCAUGGAAAUGGACAGGACUGUUUUUCUGUGCGUGAGACCCCUCAACAUACAGCUGGAACUUUGGUUAUGCCUAAGGAAACCACAGGUCUAGCUGAAAACCAAGAUGAAGACCCACUAGAAGAUCCACAUCUUCAUUUGAAUAUUGAGGAAUCAAACCAAGAGUUUAUGGUGAAAAGUGAAGAACUCUACGACUCCCUCAUGAAUUGCCACUGGCAGCCACUGGAUACAGUUUACUCAGAAAUUCCAGAUGAGACCCCAAAGUGAAGCAAGAUGUUCAUUAAGCUCCCCAGUUAUCAUACUAAUUGUGUCUUCUUUUGUUUUUGGGGAAAAGUAGUUCUCCCAGGAAGAUACUGAAUUCUGUAUAUAAAAACUAGUGUCCAGGGCUUACAUGUGAUUGACAUCAGAGAACAUUAAUGUAAAUAAACUUCACCAGCACAUCUGUU